Argiope bruennichi is the source of this 3044-nucleotide messenger RNA. RefSeq lists its product as uncharacterized. Gene Ontology annotation, molecular function: zinc ion binding. The transcript has 5 exons. The record is from RefSeq and is a predicted model, not a curated record. NCBI's taxonomy places the organism in Eukaryota, Metazoa, Arthropoda, Arachnida, Araneae, Araneidae. The coding region runs from base 144 to 2870 and encodes 908 amino acids.
AGGGAGAAACAUCGAUCUAUCCUGCUGAACAGAGAGCAUGCGCAGUUAGACCACAGCUUCUUCCCGUUUUGUUUGGUUGCUAUCGCGUUUGGCUUGAAGAAAAUGGAUUCGGUGGAAAAACAUUUUUAAAUAAAAAAGGAAUUAUGGAUACAGCACAAAAUAAUGGCAUUGAAUUUCCUUUGCAGUUACAGGAAUUGCUGCCAUGUGGUUAUUCCUACAAAUUAAAGAAGUGGACUCCAUUUGAAAAUAAGCCAAAUCAUUUUGAAGCUGUAAUACUUACAAAUGUAUAUACAGAAGAGGAAGCACAAGAAUGGUGGCAUGAAUUUAAUAUAAAAUCCAAUACCACUAUGAGAGUUAGAGCCACCUGUCCCAAAACUGGGAAGGUGAAUACCUUCAAAAUUUACUUGCGCUGUCUUCAUCAAGGUAGGGCUGAAAAAUCAGAUAAGUCAGACUUCCCGAAAAAAUCUAAGACAGUAACUCCAAUAAAAAGAAACACUAAUUGUCCUGCAGGUAUGAUUGUUGCCAUAAGACGCCACAUUAAAUACUCUCGAAGUAAAAUGAGGGAUCCUGUCGACCCUGUACACCCAUGCGAAAUUCAAAUUCGUUUUGUGCACAAUCAUCCUACAAAUAGUGCUGAUUCUUUAAGAUUUAGACCUGUGUCUAAAGAGGCAGAAGAAAGACUACUUAGUCUGUACCAAAUAGGGCAUUCUCCAGCAUCUGCAUUAGAAAUGCUGAAAAUUGAUUUGCAGAUUAAAUAUGGAUCAUCUUAUUCUCAAAUCAUUUCGGAUCGAUAUCACUGCCCAGAUAAAUCAUUUUGCUACAGAUUAUACUACAAGCAUUUCGGCAAAGAUUAUGCAGCUUCUUCAAAAAAAGAUGUCAUUAAUCUUUUGAAUUCUAAAAUUCAGGAUUAUAAUUCUGACAUGGGUCAGGUUUGCUUAUGUAUGGGUGCAUCAGGGACAGAUUAUGCUGUUGCUCUCUGUACACCAUUGAUGAAAAGGGCCCAUGCGUUGCUUCAAUCUGGAACCACAGUUUAUAUUGAAACAUGCGAGUCUCCUGGUAACAAAGAACGUACUGAGCAUUAUAUAUUGUUGAUGGUUGCACACACUGCAGCAGGAGGCAUACCGCUUGGAGCUAUCCUAUGCACCAAUAACAAUGCAGCAAUUCUUACUCUUGGUUUCCAGCUAUUAAAACAAUUAUUACCUGAACAUGCAUUUUUCUGUAGAAGUGAAACUGGCCCAUAUGCAUUUAUGAUUGGAGACUUUGAAAGUCAACAAGCAGCUCUACUUAAUGUGUGGCCUGAAUCUGACAUAGUAAUUUGUGUAUUUAGAAUGUUACAGUGUAUGUGGAGGUGGCUAUGGGAUGAAAAACACAAUAUUCUGAGAGAUCAUCGACUGUAUCUGCUGUAUCUUGUAAAAACUCUUUUGUUUGCUUCAAGUGAAUCUGAAAUAGGGGAAAAGUAUCAAUCAUUGUGUGCAGAUAAUAUAAGCAUUCUUUAUCCUGCAUAUCUACAACAAGCUAACUGCUUGUGGGAAAAAAGGCACAUGUGGGGCAUUUGCUUCCAUAGACUUCUGCCACUUCUAGGAGCUAAUAACUAUUAUGAAGCAGCUGUCAGAGCAUUAAAGGAUAAAGUUUUUGAGCAAACUAAAGCUUUUAAUACUAUUCAGCUUUUAAAUUACAUAGUUACUUGCUUAGAUUCAUAUUACAGGAUUAAACUUUUAGACAUACUUCACAAUAAGGUGACUCAUGUUUUCCGUUCUCACUAUCCAGAUGGUAUUCCAACUCAUGUUGAUAAUGAAAUUAAACAAGUUGCAGGUAAUUAUUUCCUUGUUCCAAGUGAGCAAGGAGAUGGGAAAAUACAUACUGUUGAUGUGGAAUUAAAUACAUGUUCUUGUUCUUUGGGUAUGUCUGGAGCACUCUGCAUUCACCAAUAUUGGGUAUUUCAGAAAAUUCCGAUGGAAAUGUUCAAAGUUGGUAGUAUUGAUGAUGAAUUACAACAAAAACUUUUUGUUGUUGCAACAGGAUCCUCUUUUAUUGAAACUGCUGAAUUUCCUGCAGAAGUUUCUCAGUCUGUUUUGCCUGGAAUUAUAUCAAGUGAUACUAGUUCUGGUGUUCAUGCUGAAAGUAAUGCUGUUUCAAAUGUAGAAUGUAUUUUUACUGAAACUAAUUCUUCACAUUCUAUUGAGAGUAGUUCUACAUCAAAUGUUUUAGUAUCUCUUGAAAAUAGUCAUGAGCUUGUUACAUUACCUUCAGUUGCCACUCAAGUCUCCUCCAAUGUAUUUAUAAACCCAUCAACAUGCAUCAUUGAAGUUUCUACAAAUGAGACUAUUGAUUCUUCUGCUGAAAUGAGAUCAAAUAAAAAUAUGAAAAACACAGAUGCUGAAAGGAUUUUAUCCUCUCCUCUUCACACAACAUCUGGAGAUGUAACAGAACUUAAAGUACUAGAAGAUAGCUCUGAUAUAGACAAAAGAAUGAAUAAAGUUCUGGAAAAAUUUGAAGAUUUCUGCCAGCGAAUUAAAGAAGGCCUUAGAAGUAACCCUAAAGAUUUCCUACCUGCUUUGGAAAUAAUGAUGAAAACUCUUGAGAGAAAAGGCAACUCAAAUGAUCUACUUAUCUCUGGUUUGAGCUUCUUUGGUGUUCUUUCUGCUCCUUCUCUAGUUCAUAAGGGCAGAAGAAGAAGUAACACUUCUAAAGUAGCGCAUACCGAAGAAAUUAUUCCUAAAGUUCAUGGUCGUCAAAUGAUAACUUAUGGUAAGAAAAGAUCAUUUAUAUGUAAUGGAGAGGAAAGAAUGACUUCUGCAUCUAGUGAAUCUUUCAAAGAAAGUACUAUUCUUCAAAAUGAAACAUCUUUUGAACUUUUGAAAACUAGCUAACUAUACUUUAUAUAUAACACUUACAUAUUAUCUGUCAUAGUUUACCAUUUGGAUAAGCUUUGACAGCAUGAAAAAAACUUGGAUAUCAAAUUUUUAUUAAAUUGACAAAAAAAAACUUUUUUUUGUAUAAAGUCACAUUUAAAUUUCUAAAAAAAAUUUGUAAAUCACUAAAAU